Schistocerca americana (American grasshopper) is the source of this 1506-nucleotide messenger RNA. Its product is annotated as mucin-6-like. The transcript has a single exon. The record is from RefSeq and is a predicted model, not a curated record. Lineage: Eukaryota; Metazoa; Arthropoda; Insecta; Orthoptera; Acrididae. The coding region runs from base 1 to 1506 and encodes 501 amino acids.
AUGUGUGCACCGUCCGCGUCCGACGUCACCACAGCCCGCUGCAUUCCACGCUGUCAGCACCGUCCAUGUCCGAAGUCACCACAGCCUGCUGGACUCCACGCUGUCAGCAGCGUCCGUGUCCGACGUCACCACAGCCCGCUGCACCCCACGAUGUCAGCACCUUCUGCGAUAGACGUCACCACAGCCCGCUGGACUCCACACUGUCGGCACCGCCCGCGUCCAACGUCACCACAGCCCGCUGCACUCCACGCUGCCAGCUUCGUCCGUGUCCGACGUCACCACAGCCUGCUGAACUCCACGCUUUCAGUGCUGUCUGUGUCCGACGUCACUACAGCCCACUGCACUCCACGCUGUCAGCGCCGUCCGUGUCCGACGUCACCACAGCCCGCUGCUCUCCACGCUGUGUGCACCGUCCGCGUCCGACGUCACCACAGCCCGCAGCACUCCACGCUGUCAGCACAGUCCGUGUCCGACGUCACCACAGCCUGCUGGACUCCUCGCUGUCAGCACAAUCCGGGUCUGACAUCACCACAGCCCGCUGCACUCCACGCUGUCAGCAGCUUGAGCGUCCGACGUCACCAAAUCCCGCUGGACUCCAUGCUGUCAGCACCAUUUAUGUCCGACAUCACAACAGCCCGCUGCACUCCACGCUGUCAGCACCGUCCACGUCCGACGUCACCACAGCCCACUGCACUCCACGCUGUGAGCACCGCCCGCGUCCGACGUCGCCACAGCCUGGUGCACUCCACGCUGUCAGCACCGUCCGUGUCUGACGUCACUACAGCCGGCUCGAUUCCACGCUGUCAGCACCGUCCGUGUCCAACGUCACCACUGAAUGCAGCAGUCCACGCUGUGAGCAUCGUUCAUGUCCGACGUAACCACACCCCGCUGCACUCCAUGCUGUCAGCACCGACCCCGUCCGACAUCACCACAGCCUGCAGCACUCCACGCUGUGAGCACCGUCCGUGUCUGACGUCACCACAGCCCGCUGCACUCCACUCUGUCAUCACCGUCCGCUUCCGACGUCACCACAGGCGCCUGGACUCCACGCUGUCAGCACCGUCCGUGUACGGCGUCACCACAGCCCGCUGCAAUCCACGCUGCCAGCAAAGUCCGUGUCCGAUUUCACCACAGCCCGUUGCACUCCACGCUGUCAGCACCGUCCACGUCCGACGUCAACACAGACCGCUGCACUCCACGCUGUCAGGACCGUCCGCGUCCGACGUCACCACAGUCAGCAGCACUCCACGCUGUGAGCACCGUCAGUGUCCAACGUCACCACAGCCCGCUGCACCCCACGCUGUCAGCACCGUCCGCUUCCGACUUCACCACAGCCCGCUGGACUCCAAUCUGUCACCAACGUCCGCUUCCGACGUCAACACAACCCACUGGACUCCACGCUGUCAGCACCGUCCUCGUUUAACGUCACCACAGCCCGCUGUACUCCACGCUGUGAGCACCGUCCGCAUCCAACGUCACAACAGCCCGUUGGACUCCAUGCUGUGA